Messenger RNA from Dothidotthia symphoricarpi CBS 119687, 1074 nucleotides. RefSeq lists its product as uncharacterized. The coding region runs from base 1 to 1074 and encodes 357 amino acids. The transcript is spliced from 2 exons. The record is from RefSeq and is a predicted model, not a curated record. NCBI's taxonomy places the organism in Eukaryota, Fungi, Ascomycota, Dothideomycetes, Pleosporales, Dothidotthiaceae.
AUGUCUUUCGGUUUCUCUGUCGGGGAUUUCAUCGCGGUGGGAAAGCUGAUCAGCGAGGCAAUCAGCUGCCUCCAGGCUGUAGGCGGAGCCAGAUCAGAGUACCAAGAGCUCAUCAGGGAAUUCCAGGCUCUCGACGCAGCCUUACGCCACCUCGACCGACUCAACAGCAACGACCCCGAUUCAACGCGCGUGGAUUCUAUCAAAUAUGCAGCCUUGAGUUGUCGCCAUCCACUGGAGGAAUUCCUGGCCAAGAUCAAGAGAUAUGAGAAUUCGUUGGACAGCCGGAGCUGUUCUGGUGCUGUGAGAAGCACUGCAGAUAAGAUCCGAUGGACAUUUGGGCAGAAAGACGACAUCAAACGCCUGCAGACUUAUCUCAAUGUGCACAUCGGUACAAUCAACAUGCUGCUAGCGCAGUAUGGCCUGGAACGCAUCCACGUCACCAGCAAGAAAUCAGAGGCAGACGCGCUGCGUAUCUACGAACAGGUGAAUACUACACAGACCAUGGUGAUAGGCCUACAACAGAGCGUACCCGCACAAGCUCUGGUCUUGCACAAGGUAUAUUCGAUGCUCGGCAGUGUUUAUGACCUGGUGCGUGGCGAUAUCAAGUCCUCCCUGGAUCACUUGGAGCAGAUUGUCUCCACAAUAUGUGUGACAACACAACAAAUCUAUACCGUCGUAGUCCAAAUUCGCGAUUCGGCAAUGCCAGUAGACACUCGUUGGACGCAUUUCCAGGCACCGCUUGUGGUCGAAGACGCCCUGGGCUACAAGUUUCCUGUCCCGUCAGAGUACGACUUCGAGAUGCUGGUGACGAUCAUCCAGCAGCGAUUUAAGUCUGGAUCGGGCGCCAGAGAGGUUAGGGCCGGGAACUAUGAGCUCUGCCGGACGAGGAGGAAGUCUGAAGUAGUUACAGCUACUUCUCGCCUUGUGCCGGGCACGGCGAUCACUAUGGCUAUUAUCGUCGCCAUACCGUCAAACAGAGACACGGUCUGCCUCAAAAUUACGAAAUGUCCAAUGCCCCAUUGUAGAUCCUCGGAAAUCUCUCAGUGUCAAGAUACUGGCGGGUCUGUUUGGUAA